This is a messenger RNA of Closterium sp. NIES-65, 573 nucleotides long. NCBI's taxonomy places the organism in Eukaryota, Viridiplantae, Streptophyta, Zygnematophyceae, Desmidiales, Closteriaceae. The record is from the annotation of a GenBank genome assembly.
AUGUCGCGAUGUGGCUGGCUGGAAGGGCGGCGGCAGCGUGAAGACGGGAAAGGACAUAAGAUACGCCUUGAAAGAAAGAAAGAAAAAAAGGAGGAGGAGAAGGAGGAGGAGGAGGAGGAGGAGGAGGAGGAGGAGGAGGAGGAGGAGGAGGAGGAGGAGGAGGAGGAGGAGGAGGAGGAGGAGGAGGAGGAGGAGGAGGAGGAGGAGGAGGAGGAGGAGGAGGAGGAGGAGGAGGAGGAGGAGGAGGAGGAGGAGGAGGAGGAGGAGGAGGAGGAGGAGGAGGAGGAGGAGGAGGAGGAGGAGGAGAAGAAGAAGAAGAAGAAGAAGAAGAAGAAGAAGAAGAAGAAGAAGAAGAAGAAGAAGAAGAAGAAGAAGAAGAAGAAGAAGAAGAAGAAGAAGAAGAAGAAGAAGAAGAAGAAGAAGAAGAAGAAGAAGAAGAAGAAGAAGAAGAAGAAGAAGAAGAAAAGAUUGCUCUCAAAGGCCUCCUCACCCCCCUGGCCCUGGAUUCUCAUGGAGCCCUUCCUUUAUCCUUCCCCACACCCUCUUCCCCCCCACAUACUUGGUUACACAUAG